This is a messenger RNA of Saccostrea cuccullata (small rock oyster), 2567 nucleotides long. Its product is annotated as prolactin-releasing peptide receptor-like. Gene Ontology annotation, molecular function: neuropeptide Y receptor activity; neuropeptide binding. Lineage: Eukaryota; Metazoa; Mollusca; Bivalvia; Ostreida; Ostreidae. The coding region runs from base 441 to 1655 and encodes 404 amino acids. The transcript is spliced from 3 exons. Gene Ontology annotation, biological process: G protein-coupled receptor signaling pathway. Gene Ontology annotation, cellular component: neuron projection; plasma membrane. The record is from RefSeq and is a predicted model, not a curated record.
GUGGUUUAGAUGCUGCUUGUUUAUAAGAUUGUAGUCUAUCGAUCCUCAAGUCUUCGUCAGUCGUGAUAGAUAUUCCGCGGACAGGUACAGAGGCUGAAGAAAUAACGCGCGCACGGAAACUCGGAGUGGAAAACUCAGUCAGUGUAUUCGGAAAGAUUGGUACUCACAAUCAUACUCUGUUUUGGAUCAGAGACUGUGUGGAAAGAGAAGAGGUUAGAACUUUUUUCUCCCGCCAAAAUUGUGAUUUUCCCGGGAAGACAAUUUUCAUAUUUCUUUUUUAAUUUAAAAAAAAAAUUAUCCGCCGUUGUGAGGACCGGGAAUUUUGAAGAAUGGUGGUUUUUCAUCGGGGAAAAUGAUACUCGGAAUUUGGUACAUUGUGAAGACUUUGUCCUGGAAACUGAAAUAAGGUUUUCUGGUAAACUUGUACAACCUUUGCCAAAAUGAACCAGAGCACGAACACCACUAUGUAUAACGUCACUGGGAACGUCACGGAAAUGACGACAGCGGUGAUGCCGAGCGAGCCGGCGCAGGUCAUGCAGAACCUAGGCCUGACUGUCCUCUUUAUUGGCCUUUACGUCAUCAUUUUCGUCCUGGGUCUCAGUGGAAACACCCUCGUCGUGUAUGUUGUAGUCCGGAACAAAACCAUGCAGACAAUCACCAACAUUUUUAUCACCAAUCUCGCCGUCUCCGAUAUUCUUAUAUGUCUAUUAUCAAUUCCUUUUACACCACUGGGAUAUUUUCUGAAUUCUUGGAUGUUUGGGGAGGCUUUGUGUCACAUAGUUCCUAUGUCCCAAGCAAUAAGUGUCUAUGUGUCCACGCUGACCUCAACAGCCAUCGCUGUGGACCGUUAUUUCGUUAUUGUGUAUCCAUUUAAACCUCGGAUGAAGGUAUUCGUUUGUUUGAUCGUGAUAGUGGCCAUAUGGAUCAUUUCUAUUUCCAUAUCACUUCCACUGGGUAUAUAUAUGCAGCUUUCACGGGAGGACAAUACAGGAUAUUGGAGGUGCAACGAGAAUUGGCCCCGUGAGCAAGCCGGUCAGUUUUUCACCGUUACAAGCCUAGUUCUUCAAUACGUUGUGCCUUGUAGCAUUAUUACAUACUGCUAUCUGAAGGUCUCAUUGGCGCUCAAGAAACGAUCCAGGACUAAAAUAGGAAGUGGUUCAAAAUGUCGCGAGAGAGACGAACUAGAAAUAAGACGCAAACGUCGAACGAAUAGAAUGCUUAUCGCCAUGGUAACCAUAUUUGUGCUUUGUUGGCUUAUGCUCAAUAUUGUCAAUGUGACAGUUUCCUACAAAAAGAAUUAUCAAUACUGGUAUUAUUAUACUCUUAUAUUUUUUAUUGCGCACGUCAUAGCUGUGAGUUCUACAAUUUAUAACCCUUUUCUCUAUGCGUGGAUGAAUGAUAACUUUAGAAAGGAAUUCAAACAAGUAUUGCCUUGUCUAUUCCGAGGAGAUCGGGAACGUUAUGUAAACGGAAGUACUACUAACACUCAAUACACCAACGUAGAUAAUCAGCCAUCAGUGCUGAUCAACCGAUCACCCCAAAGAGAGUCCGAUGAAAUGAACAAUAUGAAAAAACCAAAGGUGUACUAUGACACUGAAUCUGAGAGAGUGCAUCUCAAUCAGCUCAACGCAGAUACGACAGAUGAUUCCGUGUGAGCCAAAGCUCACCUUAGGUACGAAUUAUCUAAACAACAUCGCUGUGAGAUUAACUCGUGAUUGAGUAACUCGUAUGAUCAUUGAGGCGCAACAGCACAACUUAACCGAGAUCUAAAGUAUUCCAAGUCAUCUGUUUGUGUCCGUUAAAGCGCCGAACAAAGAGUUGCUGCGGAAGAAAGUAGGACCGAUAAUCGGUACGACGUCACAUUACCCGGAAAGAGAAGAAAUACUGAAGAUUUCUUACUUAACCAUGAGACAUUGCCAAAUACGGACAUUUAACUGGAUCUCACGGUCUAACAUUGCAUUUCAGUACUCAUCAAUGCUUGUUUAUAAUGCCGCAUAAAGUAAACAAACACCUGGGAAUAGAAUUGAUAUAGAUUAACAAUAUCAAAAACAAAGACUUGAGUUAAAAAAAAACACAAGGUGUUGAGCAUUCUGAGUUUUUACAUCAAGUAUUUUACUUUUUAUUUACAUCUUUCUUUUUUUUUUAGUUAAAUGCAUCUACGUUGGUGAGGCAUUGUAGGUCCCCUUGCUUCACUCCGUAGAGCUAUUAAAGGACUUCUGCAUACUGUGCUUCAGGAUGUUGAUAUCUCAAUAUUUUGAAUACUUCAAUAACCUGAUUUAGACUAUUUGAAGAACAAAACUACACUGGACAGCUUUAACCCCUAAUUAAAUUCAGUAAUGGGUUCCAUUUAAAAAUAUUUUUAGAUGUAUUUAAACCAAGGUGAUAUGUGCAUCCCUAUACAGUAUGGCACAGGAUCGAUAUAUUUGAAUUUUAUUGUUAGUAUAAACUUUCACUUUUUGAAAUGGAAAUCAUUUGGAAAUCAAUGAAAAAAACAUACAGAACCAUGUAUAUUUUUAUUGUGACCUUGGUGUUGUUUAUUUGAAAUAAAAUUCUUAAUAUAAUCAUUA